This is a messenger RNA of Gilbertella persicaria, 1863 nucleotides long. RefSeq lists its product as uncharacterized. The record is from RefSeq and is a predicted model, not a curated record. The transcript is spliced from 4 exons. The annotation marks the transcript as partial. Gene Ontology annotation, cellular component: nucleus; cytosol; mitochondrial outer membrane. Lineage: Eukaryota; Fungi; Mucoromycota; Mucoromycetes; Mucorales; Choanephoraceae.
AUGUUUCGUCACAUUUCGAAAAUAACGGCUUCAAAAUUCAAAUUCUCAUCUUCAACAAACAAUCAUACAAAUGAAGAUGCUUCAUCUCGAGACAUUGAAUCUUGGCUAAGAGAGGUUCAAAUAGGUUUUGAUGCUCUGUUAGAUGACCAAUUGAUAAUAGCCGAAGACAUUUUCACUUGCAAACAAAAGAAAUUUAGUUGCAGCCAUGCUAAAUCACCAUUUCAUGCCUUUGGAUAUGCUUUCUUGGUCUACACAAAAGCCAUGUUGGCUUUAGAGAGAACGAGGAUAGAUGAAGCCAUUCAAUGCGUAUCCAAAGUUCAAGCAUACUUGAAGCAGAAGUUGAAUAGACAAAAGACAAGAAAUAGCAUGAUAAAGAUGCCAUCCUAUAGAAACAAUAGCUUGUCCGGCUCUUGUUCUGUACCAUUGGAUAUGACAGAUUUAGAUACACAUGAAUUCAAGAAGCAUAUCGAAUUGCUUCAUACUAACUGCAUGCUUAUGUCAGCAACGCUUCAAUUUCUGUUGAAUAGUUGGACAGACACCAUGAAAGCAGCCUACGAUCUUUACAAAUCAUUCAAGUUCUAUGAGCAAUUGUUUGAAUGCAUUCUUCAAUUAAAGUUAUCAGAUCCUGAAGUCAUCUCAAGCCCUGAUAGAACACCUGUUAAAAAGCCAUCAAGAAGGUCAUUGUCUUGUCAUCAUUCAGACCUGACAAAUUGCAAGCAGUUGUACCAAGAUACACUUGAACAUGGCGCUUACUUUGGUAUUGGUCUAUUUAACAUGAUUUUUUCAUUGUUGCCCUUCAAAGUUGGCAAGGUACUCAACAAUCUUGGAUUUCAUUCGUCAAGAUUAACAGCUAUCCGCCUACUAAAAAAGUCACAGAAAAGCGAUACAAUGUAUGGAUCUUUGAGUUCGCUUGUGCUGCUUUCGUUUUAUGCAAACAUCUCCAUCUAUAUUCAGCCACAAAUCAAUCAAUUCUUUCUGUUUCAAGAUGCAAAGUCAAUAUUAAAAGCAAUGAGAUGGAAAUAUCCCAAUGGCAAGAUCUGGCAAUUGAUAGAGGGCAAAUUUGAACUUUUAGAAGGUCAUCAGAACUCAAGUAUUGCAUUUCUUAACAAGGCCAAAAAACCUACAAGGAACUCUAGUCAUGAGGACGAUGAUUCUGUAUUGAGAAAUGCAUCGAUUACAGAAUUUGCACAGUUUCGCUCGUUUGCUAUUUAUGAAAUAGGCUGGGCGUACAUGUAUUCUGGUGAUUAUUUUCAAGCCAUCGAGGUCUUUUUUUGUCUGGAAAGUAUGUGUAACUGGUCACGUAUUUUCUACCAUUAUAUCUCUACUUGUUGCAUGAUUGCUGAAGGUCUUCAUGACAAAGCAGUGCUUGAAGUCAAACAGAUCAUAAACAUGUUUGAACAAAAGCGUAAAUCAUCCAGUCGUAUGUCGAGUAAUGAGCACUAUGCUGAACUCAAGGUACAAUCAUGGCUUGAUGCCUCAAAUAGCCAAGCCAUAUCGCUCAAGGAAACACUGCAACAGAUUAUUAAUCCUGUCUGGGAAUUAGUUUAUCUUUGGAACGGUGCGCGCUAUUGGCAGUGUAACAUCGUGGAUGAGAUUAAACAUCGUUCUCAAUCUUGCAAAGACCCUGUACUAUGUUUGAUUGUAGGCGUAGUCUAUCGUGAUAAGGAUAAGAAUAUAGAAUUAGCCAUGGAAUAUCUGAAUUUAGCAUUGCUUAAGGAUAGCUGGGCAAUGCCUUAUGCCAUGUAUGAAAUAGCAGCUACACAUUGUGCCUUAUUAAAAUCUAAUCAAGACAGCCAUCCUGAAGAAGUAAAAAUCAUUGUGUCGGACUGGAUCCAGUGCAUUGAGAGAUAUUAUGUACAAAAU